Molecule: messenger RNA, 558 nt
Organism: Paecilomyces variotii
Lineage: Eukaryota; Fungi; Ascomycota; Eurotiomycetes; Eurotiales; Thermoascaceae
Exons: 2
Coding region: 1-558 (185 amino acids)
Source: RefSeq, a predicted model, not a curated record
AUGAGUAUCUCUGUCCCGAGCUGUUUAUCAUUUUUUGUGGACACCUUCUUCUACGCUUACCUGCAACAAUCAUGGUACUCUCUAAAAUUCACAGCUAGCUCUGUGAUAUCUCUUUUCCUUAUGCACCCCGGGAGUUGGACGAGUCAAAGAUUAUCGGAAAUUUACAGCUUUGAUAAUCCUGAAGAUCAACCCCUUCAAACAAUUGAAACGAGACGCGGAUCUUCUCUGAAUGCUCAAACGGACAAGCCUGGACACUCUCGCAAUACUAAACCAUCUCCAUCCCCCAACGAUCCUAGUCGCAAUCUCCCAGAAAUUAGGUGUAGCAUGACUGGGGUUGUUCUUGAUAUGGGAGAAGGCAAGGGUGUUAAACAAGCUAAGCAAUAUCAACCUGGGCAGAUCAAAGACCUCGACGAUCUGGCAUAUACGAGCCAAAUAAGUCGGCAAACCUUGGAGAACGGGAUCCAAGUCUUUGAAAGCCUGGACAGCAAUAAAAGGAUUAUUCCUUACUUUCAAACGUCCCAGUAUGGGAUUGAGAGCCAGUGCAGAAGGAGAUCUUGA